CAUGCAAGAUGGCAGAAAUGAAGCGCCUUGACGUCGAAGUUCUCCUUGUAUUUUACAGGUAGUUGUAUCCCUAUCAAUCCCCAGCUUUCUCAUAACCGUAGUGCUCCUAUUAUAUUUUAAUCACGUCAGACAUGGAUUCUGAAAAUGCCCGAACGUAUACCCUCAACUUUGACGUAGUAAUGCGUUUGAUAUCGUAAUUCCGAUCGAAUUCAUUGCUAGUGGUCGACAUCAUUCGGUAACUUAAUCCUGUUUACAUAUGACAAAAUUUGUUUUUUUUAUAUAUGUAUGACACAAGUAUUUCCACAAGUGCUUUUGUAUUUCGUGCGCACCGACACGGCUAGUUAUGCAAACAUAAGCUCGGUGUAAUUCUACCUAUAGUGAUGGCAUUAUAUUUUCAAACUUUUGUCGCUCUUUUAUUUGUGUUUGGAUGUUAUUUUGUUGACUCGGAAACUGUUGAAGAUCAUGCUCGAUUUGAUUGCUACCCUGAACGUCUGAGUGAAGGCGAAGAAGCUGUGAACCAAACAUUGUGCGAAGCAAGGGGGUGUGUAUGGAAGCAACCUGUUAACCAGCAGGUAAAGUCCAAGCUUUUCUGUCUUUGUAUUCAGUAGUUAGGGGUUGUUCAUAUGGACCUGGGCUGGAUAACAACGAUUUAAAUAAUUUAAAACUCUUAUCACAGCGUUGAUGCAAAAGACAUUUCGGGGGGCGCACAAAGUUGAAUUAGCUAAUUUUGAUUUCGUAAUGGUAUAAACUUCAUUUAUAAAGAUCGUUUACGGACAGGACUAAAACAUUUCGUGACAUAAUUCAUCUCAACUGGUACAGCUCAUAUGAAGAGAUUUGAAAACUUUAAGGCUACGGUCAACCAUAGUGUUCCUGCAUUGCUUCAGCUAAUUAGACCAUUUCUCUAUUCCCUUCUUAAUGGAGAAAACGAAAAUCUAUGAAAACGUAGUCUAGAUAUCAAAUCGUCUUGAUGUUUACAAUGGAAUAACGUGAAACGAUGAAAAAUGUAGAAAUGUGAUAUGAUCAGUUCCAUGGCGCAUGAAAAUUAUCACUGCAUGUGAUUCAACAAUAAUUGCUUUUAAGCUAUUCAUUGAUUGGCAAACUACUCCGACAUCACGCUGAGUAUUUUAAUCAGUUACAAAGCAGUAGUCAUUCCAAAAAUGUUUAUCAUAUUUACAGUGUUGAACGCUCCAUGUUAAAUUAAAUGCAUGAUUGGACUGUCAAUCAGUACUUCAUGCAUGCGCAAAACUGUCAAUCAGUACUUCAAGCAUGCGCAAAACUGUCAAUUAGUAUUUCAAGCAUGCGCAAAACAGCACGUUGCACCAGUGCACCACAAGCGCGCGAAGACACACUAUUUUUUAAUAAAUACCAAGGCUUAUGAUUCCGAACAAACUAACAGACUCACGCCACAGAAUACUAUACAGAAGUCCAUCACCAUUGUUUUUUGCGUAAGCGCUAUUCGUCACGAUUCGUCACUCAGCAAGUACCGUAAACAGAAGCAAUCACCCCCCCUGGAAAUACUCAAAAUGGCGGACGUCCAGGGGGGUGACUGCUUCUGUUUACGGUAUACUUGCUGAGUGACGAAUCAUGACGAAUAGCGCUUACGCAAAAAAAACAAUGGAGAUGGACUUCUGUAUGGUAUUCUGUGCUCACGCAGAAAAUAUAAAGUGAUGCCUAAAUUCGUUUGGACACCGGAAAUAGAAAUUGGAAAUUUUGAAGCGUAAACCCCAAAACUGUGUUCAAAUUUUAACAGUGGGUCUUUCCAUAUUCCAGAAAGCGCCAUCAUGUUUUUACCCAAACAAGUUCAACGCAUACAGAAUGAUAAAAAAGGAAGAUUUUCCUGAAAGUCUGACAACUGCAUAUCAUUUAUCUCGUGAAGACAAGAGAACGUUGUACGGGAAACACAGCGAGAAGAUUACAGUCUAUCUACAAUUUCGCCACAAUGAUGUCUUGCGGAUUAAGGUACGGCCAGUUUCUUCUUGAAGAAAUUGGAAAAAAAGUUGAGGGUCAGAAUUAUGGCGUCAACUGAUUACAGACGCGAGUGAAGCAGCGUUUACACUAUCAAAGUUUCUGUGAUCACAGUAGGAAUCUUGCAUCAGUAAAUUCUAAGUUUUGAAGGAUUUGCAAGAAAUGUUUCAGGAACUAACUUAGCGUUAAACAUUAAAUCAGUUCCCUCAAACAUUUCUUACAAAUCCUUCAAAACUUUGCCGAUUUUACCGAUGCAAAAUUCCUACUGUGAUCACAGAAACUUUGAUGGUGUAAACCCUAGCUUUAACAAUAUAUUUUCAACUGCAACCCACCAGUCCCUCUAAUAAGCAAAUAUGUACUAGCAAUUAUAUCUUGUGUAGAUAUUUGACAGCGAAAACGACCGUUACGAAGUACCGCUCAAUCUUACCUCAGUAUAUGAAGGACGUGAACCAAUGUAUAAUACAGAGGUGGUGAAAUUUCCAUUUUCUUUGAAGAUAUCAAGAAAAUCUGACGGUCAAGUUCUGUGAGUUUUGCAUUGGUUUACCGUAGCUUAAGUCUCCUACUGAGGCUCGUGAACAGAGCGUCUUAAAACACUCUAUUUUUCAGAUGGGACACCUCAGUGGCACCUCUUGUGUUCAGUGAUCAGUAUCUACAGAUCUCAACAAAACUACCUUCGACCUUUCUCUAUGGCUUUGGAGAAGAUGAACAUGAGAAUUUUGUCAGAUCAAUGAACUGGAGUACAUUGGGAAUGUUUACACGUGACCAGUUUCCAUUUGUGAGUAACGAGACUUUUAAUAAGAGCGCAUUGUCUCUGGUCGUUAUAAUAGGUCGAUUAUAG
Molecule: messenger RNA, 2803 nt
Organism: Paramuricea clavata
Lineage: Eukaryota; Metazoa; Cnidaria; Anthozoa; Malacalcyonacea; Plexauridae
Source: the annotation of a GenBank genome assembly